AUGUUUGGCAACACCAACCAACAGUCAGGCGGCUUUUCGUUUGGUCAAAAUAACACCAAUUCGGCCGGUAACAACAACGCGGGAGGAAUGAGCUCGGGAUUCAAGUUUGGAGCCGGCUCGGCAGCCACUAGCAACAACACCAACUCCUCAGGAGGAGGACUGUUUGGCCAGAACAACAACAACACGUCUGGCAACACGGGCGGUGGAUUGUUUGGCCAGAACAAUGCCAACACUGGAAACACCGGCACCACCGGCGCCUCUGGCGGUCUGUUUGGUCAGAACAACACCAACACCAACACCAACACCGGAGGAGGCCUGUUUGGAAACAAUGCCAAUACAAACACCAAUACCAACACCAACACCGGCGGAGGAGGUCUGUUUGGAAACACCAACAUUGCGAACACAAACACAAACACUGGCGGAGGAUUGUUUGGUCAGAACAACAAUAACGCUACUACGAACACCAACACAACUGGAGGCGGACUGUUCGGCCAGAACAACACAAACACAAACACAAACACAGGCGGUGGGCUGUUUGGCAACAACGCCAAUACCAACACAAACACCGGAGGUGGCUUGUUCGGUAACAACAAUGCCAACACAAACACAAACACCAACACUGGAGGGCUUUUCGGAAACAACAAUGCGAACACCAACACUGGAGGAGGGCUCUUUGGCAACAACAACGCCAACAAUGCAAACACAAACACAAACACGGGAGGGUUCUUUGGAAACAACAAUGCAAACAACAACGUGGGCGGUUUUGGUCAACAACAACAGCAGCAGCAGCAACAAGCUGGUUUCGGUCAGUUGACCAAGACCAAUCAGCCCUCCGGUCCUUCUGUUCAGGCCCAGCUGACCCGAAUCAAGGACGGAUGGGACCCCACCUCCCCCAAUUGUGCAUUCCAAUUCUACUUCUACAACCGAAUCCCUCUGGAUGAUAUUCCCUACUACCAGAUGCCACAAGGUCAGUCUCCUGAGAAGUGGGACAAGGCUGUUGCUGAGCGACCAUACAAAUCGUCUGUGCCUGUCCUGGCCGUGGGCUUCACCGAUCUGCAGAAGCGAACCAAGCAGCAGGAGCAGCAGGUCGGCGUGUACCGGGUUAGAAUGCAUGAAGUCAACAACAAGCUUGACGAGCUAACCAACAAGCACGAUCUUGUGACUACCGUGAAGAUUGCCGAGAUGCGGGCUCGUCACCAGCGGCUCGUUAACCGAACUGUUGCUCUUGCAGCAGUUACCCAGGUGCUCCGAAACCGUGGGUAUGUCCUCAAGCCCGAGGAGGAGGUGCUGCGAAAGAACCUCGUCCAGCUCAACGACAAGGUCACGGACCCGGCUGUGUUUGGCCGAAUCAACGAGAUCUGGGCACGUAUGUCUGUUCUUAGAGAGCAGGCACGGCACGCUACCGACUCGCAGUCUAAGAAGGCUCCCGAUGGCACCAUAUUGACAUGGGAGCGGGACGAGGAGACUUUGGAGCAGUUGGCCAAGAUUCUCAAGGACCAGCAGACGGGUAUUGCAUUCCUUGCCAAGGUGCUCAAGGAGGAUAUGGCUGAGGUUGAGAACAAGAUCUCUAGUCUGGAGAAGAAAUAA
Yarrowia lipolytica CLIB122 is the source of this 1587-nucleotide messenger RNA. RefSeq lists its product as uncharacterized. The record is from RefSeq and is a predicted model, not a curated record. Gene Ontology annotation, biological process: NLS-bearing protein import into nucleus; nuclear pore organization; protein localization to nuclear inner membrane. Lineage: Eukaryota; Fungi; Ascomycota; Dipodascomycetes; Dipodascales. Gene Ontology annotation, cellular component: nuclear pore; nuclear pore central transport channel. Gene Ontology annotation, molecular function: structural constituent of nuclear pore.